AUAGAUGCGCUUAUACGCACGUCUGUGUAGGAAGUGGACUUGGAGCACAUCCAGACUUCGACACAGACGCCGUGUGAUUUUCAUUUUGGGAAGAUAGUCUGAGAUCAUAUCCAGUAUCGCACACAGGCGUUGAAUUAUUGGGCGAAAGAAGGUGACUCGGGAGAGGAGGAGCGUUGGGCUGAGCUAAACGCCUCUGAGUAGCUCAGCUCGCUUCAGUGCAAGCAUGGCUGGCGACAGUGAGAGACAGUUGGAGGACCAAGGCGAAAACGAGCAAGUAAACCGGCAGCCUUUUCUCAUCGGCGUCGCCGGGGGCACUGCCAGCGGCAAGUCCUCAGUGUGUGGGAAGAUCAUGGAGCUGCUUGGACAGAACGAGAUUGACCAUCACCAGCGUCAGGUGGCCAUCCUCAGCCAGGACAGUUUCUACCGUGUGCUGACCCCUGAGCAGAAGGCCAAAGCUCUCAAGGGACAGUUCAACUUUGACCACCCAGACGCUUUCGACAACGAGCUGAUCUUGAAGACCCUUUGGGAAAUCAUGGAAGGGAAAACGGUGCAGAUCCCCGUGUACGACUUUGUUACCCAUUCCAGGAAAGAGGAGAGUGUGACGGUGUACCCGGCUGACGUUGUACUGUUCGAGGGGAUCCUGAUGUUCUACUCCCAGGAGAUCAGGGACCUGUUCCAGAUGAAACUGUUUGUGGACACCGAUGCAGACACACGGCUGUCACGGAGAGUGUUGCGGGACAUCAGCGAACGAGGGCGCGACCUGGAACAGGUGCUCACCCAGUACAUCACCUUCGUCAAGCCAGCUUUCGAGGAGUUCUGCCUGCCAACAAAGAAGUAUGCAGAUGUGAUUAUCCCACGCGGGGCAGAUAACCUUGUGGCCAUAAACCUCAUUGUGCAGCACAUCCAGGACAUUCUGAAUGGCGGACUGACAAAGAGACAUAACGGCUGUCUGAAUGGGUACAGCACGCCUCGGAAGAGACAGGCCUCGGAGUCCAGCAGCCGGCCACACUGACCUCACAGCAUCUCUCUCUGAGAGAGCGAGGGAGAGGAGAGGAGGGUGGAGGGAUAGCUUUGUACAUAACCGCCAGUCAGCCACACUGUAUUUAGUGAAAAAAGAAAACAGUAAAAGGCCUUUAAUUUUUAUUUUUUAAAUGAAAAAACCCUAGUACUUGGACAGCUCUAGGUCAAAGACAAAGUGACUUGCUUCUGAUUUAUUUUUGGUUUUUGCCUUUUCUUUGUGGUUACAACAAUGGAUUAGUUGGGAGGAAUGUUGGGUGAGCUGGGUAGCAGUGGAGCCUGGCUGCUUAUGGCCCAGUCUAUGGCCCAGCCUGCUAUAUAUUUUUUUUUUACUUUUUGUGAACAGUGUAGACUAAAUGCACCAACACUAAUAUGCUAUACACUUUCACUGUCCUCUGUUGCUGGUUGCUGAGAAAAAGCUUUUUUUUUUAGUCUAAGCUUGAAAUUUGGGUUGGGCGUUAAACUUGUUUUCGGGUACUUUGUCGCUACCCUUUCUUCUGAAGGUUUGUGGUCAACAGCAUCUGCGUCUGUCCCUGCCAGCCUCUUGUCACAUGCUCUUGGCUUUGCCUGCAGUCUGCUAGUGUGGUCUCGCCCUGGAGUGUGCAAAGCUUCGCCUUCCAGGUUGCUUCUUAAUGAAUUUUGUUCACGUUCGGACAAAAGAGGAACAUCCAAAGUCAGAGUUCAGUCUUGUUUGUUUUUUUUUGGAGACAAAGGAGGAGUCAGUUUAACCUGUGAAGAUAACUGCCCAUCCUUCAUUGAAGAUCUGAAGGCCAGCCCAGUGCCCUUUUAUGCAGCCUUACAGUUGAGUGGAAUGUGACAGCUUCUCCUUUUCCUAGGUGUAGACAAUGACACUAGCUUCAGUCUGCCCAUUCAGAGCAGUAUUGUCUGAUUGUUAAAGACCAUUGUGAAUCAAGUGUUUGCUCUGGCUGUCUACAUCACAGCUGAGCCAGGUAAAACAAAGUGGAAUCUAGUCCAUGUAAAAUUGUGCUGUGGCCUUUUUGGUGUGGCAGACUCAUCUGCUGGGACCCGCUUCCUAGAGAGCAGGGGAAAGGAGAGCUUCACUCGUCACAUUAAGUAGUCAUGCCUUGCAGUUGCAGCUUUCGAAGGCACCUCUCUGUCUCCAGGUGUCCCAUUAACAGUACCCUGCCGACAGUAAAAGUCCUGACCCCUCCAGGGUGAGGCAUAGUGGCUUAUUCCAGCUAUUAUAUUAUGAUAAAACUCCAAAACGGGAAUCAAGAUGGACAGCCAAAUAGUGGUUGGGUGGGGGGAGAUGUACUAAAUUACUCAGGGCAAAGGGGCAACAGGGUCUGCAACUCUGGUCCUGGAGAGGAACGAUUUGGCAGGAAAUUGGUCAAAUGAAAUCACUCAGAAAAUAGGGAUGGAACCAGAGGCCGGUCGCUGUCCAGGACCAGGUGUUCAGAGAUCUGUGCUGGUCUCUGGUGAUUUGGUUGUGAGGUUAUGAACCCAGCUGUUCUGCAGAUAGAGCGGAGGUUCUGUUUGCACCAUGGACAAUAGAUGCCAUGGAUCUAAGUCUUCACUUAGUCUUAUCCUCUUAUAGCUUUUACAGCGACCACGUGGAUGGUAAUUUGAUCAAGCAGGGUGAUUUCUGGUUGUUCUUCUAUACAACACGGUAGUCCUGAUGGUUUUCAUUAAUUGGACAGACCAGACCCAGGCCCCUGUUAUCUACUCAGGACCACAGGGGUUUAUGUCUUAAGUGCAUCAACAUCAGUGUGCAGAUGUGCCAUAACUCCAUUGCUCAGGACUGAUGUUGCAAUGCAUGUCACCAGACUUGGUUUCUCUCAGUAUUAUUAAUAGUUUACAGUUUCAUAUUCAAGCUCCUCUGCAGUCAGUCUGCAUUUCUGCCUUAUCUGUUUAAACCCCUUUGUCAUCUGACUAAAGCAUUCUUUGAAAAUUGUUCGACUCGCCAAAAAUGUCUUCUGGAAUGAACUGGAAUUACAAGUUGGAAUUUCUUACUGGUUGCUUACACUGGCCAUUGAAAGCCAUUCAAAGCAGGAUAAUCACCCUUAUUUUUUAAAGGGUAAUUCUUUAUCUAAUCAAACUCUGGUCAGUUUUCACUUUUUGUGAUGUUUUUAUAUCAGUUCUGUGUUUAAAAACGCACAAAUGUGUGACCCCCCUCAGAGGAAAGCUUUCCUUGACCUCAGUUUGCAUUUAAUAUAGAUUUCACUUAAGGUAUGUGAUGAGAUAUUUUGACGAAUGUUGCUCCUGACGAGUUUUCCAGGAUCAUGAGAGGCCCUAGGUAAUUUUUGGAAUUGGUUGCAGUAAUUUUAGUCCUUUUUGAUCCUGACUCGAUCCGAUAGUUUGUCACAGGCUCGCGUGAAAUGGUUGGUUUUAUACCCGGCUCUGUAAUAUCACACAUCCAAACAGUAUGUGAUGUUAACUAUCAGGAUGUCAUUUUAAACUCGAUGAGGAAUGUCCAGCCGAGUACAGUGGUGAGGCAAAAUGCAGUUUUAAGAGGUUAACGAUGCUAUGGGGAAACUAUGGGAAGAAGCAUUUGGGAGUUAUGAGAUGAACAUUUCAUAGUCUUUUUUUCACUACAAAAAGCUAUUCUGGUGUAAUUGCUUUAAACUCAGAUUUAUUUUUCUUAACUUCAGGUUCUGCUGCUAUAAACCAGGGUAGGUUAUUGAUUCUUACCCACAGCCAGGUUUAAACAGAGCACUGUGGUUGAACUGUAUUUGUAAUAUGUGUUGAAGUGUCGAAUGUUUGCAUAAGAAUUCUGGUCUCAACCAUUUCUUUUACAAAUGUGUGGGGGAGGAUAAACAGAUUGAGCCCAGUGUAAUACGUGAGCAAAAGGCUUUUGUCCCUUGAUUGUAUAGGACCACAUACAUAAAGUUGUCAUUUCUGUUUCUAUACUGAUUUUACUUAAAAACAUUUGGCAAUUGUUCUCAAAAGUAGAGUAUUAAACAAUCUCUUUUUUUUUUCUAAUCAUUAUUCCCUUUUGUGUUAUUGUUUUAUCAUGGGGUAACACUUUCCAAGUCAUUCUUACUCAUCUGUGAAAAGAACACUUAUGCACCAGAUUAGCCUCAUCCAAACUGUGGCCUCUAUCAGUGUCAGAUAUGCAUAAGUGUAAAAAAUAUAUUUGGUGUCAGUUUUAGGAGUCUGAGUUUUAACCCUGUUGUGCGAGUGUUGCAGGUUGUAUAAGGACAGAUUUGCAUGGGGCUGCUUCAAAUUGCAUGAAACAGUGUAGUCAAAAAAUUAAUUUUAGGAGGUCACUCUAUACGCAUCUGUAUAAUUUGAGGGCUGCAUGCCUCCUUUUUUUUCCCUUCAAAUAAGGAGGAUAGUUUUUCAGUAGAUGUAUGCCUAUAAUGAUAAUGGUUCAGCAAGAACACCUUUUAAAGUGAUAUUUACAGAACGGCAGCACACUCCAUCAGCUAGUGUUGUGUUUUUACUGUUAAGGAACUGGACAUGUUCCUUACAGAGCCCUUUGUCAUUCACUUUUCCCUGAGAGGGGACUGUAGUCUCCCAGAUUUCUGAACUACGUUAAGGCAAGAGAGUAGACAAUGAAAUGAGUUGUGAAUUAAUGUGUUUUUUUUUACAUCCCAAUACAUUAGUGCUGAUAUCUGUUACAAUGUGUAAAUGCAUACUGGUUGAAUUAGCAUUUUAAGUACACUGCAAUUAAACAUUUGGUUGACUAGUUUUGCCAGUAGUGGUGACGGUUUUGUGGGCGUGCUGAAGUGAAUCUGUUCUUCAGUGCUUCAGACUACCAAGAGACGAGACGAAUUACGCCUUACAAAAUAUUUUGUGAAUAACAAACCAGGUACACCAUAGCCAAGCAAGGAUGAGUAUCCCAUUUUUGGUUUUCUUCAGCGCAUAGUUACAUGUGUGAUUAACUCUGCACUGGAGUGUUAACGCAAGCUCUGUAUUUUGUAGAACUUGGUUUUCCCGUAAUGUUCAAUCGGUUCUUGAUGUCGCAGUAAGCAGGCUAGUAUUUGUAUUUUGUGUACAGGGACAUGUGUCCCAUAUAUUGGCCAGGGAGAAAAAAAAAUGUAACAUUAGCUUUGUUUGGCAAAAACCUUUGAAAAGUUGCCUCAACGUGAAACCUCUGGUACAACAUAUCCUCACUUUUCUGGGUGCAUUUUUUUUUCUAGAAAUCAGUGUACAUAAAUAUUUGUGGCAAUGGUUAUAUGUGUCAUUUAAUAUUCUCAUAAAGCUUUUCUUAUAAAGAGCUUUUCUGGUGCAAUUAAGAAAACUUAUGAGAAUUUGUACCUCCUUUGUGUUGGAUAAUAAACUGUUCUUGGUGCUGGCUGAGACUCCUGGCUAUGGGGGAGGGUUGGUAGGGGUGCAUCUGCAAGCAAUAGCACACUGUCAGCUUUUUUUAUGCAGCAACUAGUUGCUACCCUGCGGCCACCAACAGCUUUGGAUAUCAAAGCCAAAAAAACUCUGCUGCUGCCGGCUAUAAGUAACAUUUCCUUGAUUUAUAAAGACUGUGUUCGUGAAUGUGCAGGCAAUCAUGCUGUGAGAACAUGCUAGGGAGCAAUAUGCAGGGACAGUUCUGGGACCCUGAAGCUGACAUGGUAGUGGUAGCAGAGAAGACCAGAGGACUGAAUUGUUUUGUCCUGUAUGAAUGUCUGCACUCCUGAUUUUAGCUUUAGGGUGGGGUGUGCUGAAGUGGCUUUCACUGUGAAAAGCAGUGGCUGCCCCGAGUAUUAAUGGGUGGCUUUGAUCAGGAAUGCCGAGUUUUAAGUGUUGAAUCUUCCUCAUGAUGACAUGUUACCCUCUCCCCCCACCCCCUGCUUGUACCAAUGUAUUAUAGUGUAAAUGGAUUGUAAGUUUAAAGAUGGGCACAUACAGGGAGCCAAACUGUAACACGUCAAGUGUAAUUAAACAACAAAAAAUAAAGAUUUUAUACAAAUG
Messenger RNA from Lepisosteus oculatus (spotted gar), 5889 nucleotides. RefSeq names its product uridine-cytidine kinase 2a (gene uck2a). The record is from RefSeq and is a predicted model, not a curated record. Gene Ontology annotation, molecular function: ATP binding; ribosylnicotinamide kinase activity. Gene Ontology annotation, cellular component: cytoplasm. Lineage: Eukaryota; Metazoa; Chordata; Actinopteri; Semionotiformes; Lepisosteidae.